GGAGUCUUUUCGAGGUCAAUCCGAGGUCGAAACAAAGCACGCCGUAGCGAUGUUGGGCGUGCUGCCUUCGUUUGAUGGGACGCAAGCGGAAGCGCCCCUACCUUCGGCUGAAGGGGAGCCGCCAGAGCUGGCCCGCGCACCCACAUGUGAUGCUCUGGCCGCCAGCUUGCGGCAAUGCUUGCUGGGCAAAUGCCUCUACGCGGACGUGAAGAGUGUGCUGGAGAGCCGCGCCGACCCAAACUGCAGCUUCAAGUACAAGCUGGGGCCAAAGGAGUUCCAGGGCAGCCCGCUGACUCUCGCGGUGAAGCUGGACAAGCCCAACCUCGUGCGCCUGCUUUUUGCCAGCCAGGCAGACCCCGAGAGCUGCUACUCCAUGAGUGCGGGCCGGAAAGGGGUGCACUGGCACGGCCCCGCGGUGUGCGGCACCGUGGCGCGGGGGAACCUGUCGAUGAUGCGGCUGCUGGUAGAGUUGGAGGCGAACCUGAACGGGCGCCUGGUCAAGUUCAAUGGGGAGCCCAACGUGACUUUGCUCUACGACGCCAGCUACUUCGGCCACGCUCACCUGGUGAGGUUUCUGCUCCAGCAGAAGGGGAACCCCGACCUGUCGGUGAAGUUUCAGGAUGACAUGAGCAUCAUGAGAACGCCGGUGCACAUUGCCGCCAGCCUGGGCCAUUCCGAGGUGGUGCGGGUGCUCCUGACGGCGAAGGCGCAGAUCUCCCACCCGGCCGCGUGUGGUGGGCCGCCAGAGCUGAAGGACGCGGUGGACGGGUGCCACGUGGAGGUGGUGAAGCUCCUGGUGCAAGGCAAAGCGGAUAUCUUCUCGGGUGAGGAGGGGCGGGGGGUGGACUACUUGUUCGAGGCCAACAACUCGGUGCUGGUGGCGGCGGCCGCCACCGGGCUGAAGCUGGGGGGGCAGAUGGAGCUCAGCACCGUGGAGGACUUCAUCCGUUUCCUGGCCACGCCGGACGCGGAGGAGAUCGUGCCGGCGGCCUUCUCGCCCUGUGAGCUGAGGAGUUGGCGGGGCGAGAAGCGCUUGGUUUGGCGCACCGCCUAUGUGCUGCAUGGGGAUAUGAACGUGGCAGUGGGCCCCACGCGGGACCACUUCGAGAAGCAGUUCCUGCAAGUCAUGGAGCGCGCGGCGGCGUCCCGAGACAACCUCGGGGAGGAGGAGGAGGACCAUUUGGAUGAGCGGUUCCUGGAGUCUCUUCUGCCACACCGCUUCGAGAAGCUACCAGGGCAGAGCCAGAUCCCCGUGGAGCUGUUCCAGUGCCUCCUGCCGGGCUUGCACCGGAACCCCGAGGUGCUCUGGGUCCUGUCCUGCGGCGUGAACGACCGGAUCUUCGACCAGCGCGGCGCCCGGGCGAUCAUCCAGGUGGCCUGGAAGGAGGCGGAGCUGGCGCACACCGUGGCCCUCAUCGUGGACACGCUGAUGGCGGUGAUCUUCGCGCUGCUGGCGCUUCUUCUGCACGACGCCGAGAUGCAGCGGGCGCUGUGGCUGCGGUGGCCCUGCCUGGCUGUCGGCUCGGUGAUCCUUCUCCGGAAGGUGGGCCACGAGGUCUUGGAGAUCAUGGGCCACUGCAUGCACGGCCGCCUGCGGCAGCACAUCCUGUCGCUGCACUUUGCGGGGAACGCCUUCCGCGUGGCGAGCACUGCCGUGAGCCUCAUCGGUCUGAUGACGGCCUGGGAGGAGUUCCAAAGCAACCACGCCCUGCAGCUGGUGUUUGCCUCUGCGGGCUUCGCUCGGUGGCUGUGGGUGCUGAACGCUCUGAAGGGCUUCGAAAGCACGGGCAAGCCUAUGCUGCCCAUCCUGCAGGCGGUGCCCGCAACGAUCCCCUUUUUCUUCGUGAUCUUCUGCUGGUUCGCUGCCUUCAUCCACUUCUACUACUGCUUCGGGCUGCAGCACUGGUGGACCAGCAGUGUGCUGUUGUACAAGCUGGGCUUCCUGGCGGAGGUGGCGGUGGAGGACAUGCUGCCGACCAGCGUCGGCACGGAGAAUUUCUGGAGCCUCCCGGUGGACGUGGUGGUGAUGGUUAUGAGCUUUAGCAUGGCCAUCAUCCUGAUGAACCUGCUGAUCGGAGUGCUGGCGGAGAGCUACAACCGAGGCUGGGAGCACCGGGAGCGCUUGUUCCUGCUGGAGCGGUCCCGCUUUGUGCAGCGACACUUCACCAGGUCUUCAGCCUGGCGUCGCUGCCCCUGCGCGCGCAGGGCACGGGUGGCGGACGCGUCCAGCCGGGACCACGUGUGGUAUGCUCAUCCGAAAGCCCCGUCCUCCUGGGGCGACAUUUCGGCAGACUACGACAGCAUGGACAUGAACGUCCACGAGAAGAUCUCGGAGCUGCGGCGGGAGCUGCGGGAUGCCUUGGUGAAGGUCAGCGAAAAGACCCAGGCCUCAGUUCUCGUCGGUCAGGGCGACUCCCGGGUGGCGGAAGUGGACCGCAAGGUGGAGGGUCUACAGGCGAGGCUGGACGAGGUGUUGGACAUGCUGAAGGACCGCAAGGCUCUGGACCCCUGGAGCCCCUGAAGCCCGCUCUCGCGGAAUCGCAUGCGCAUGAGCGGCGGGCGGCGGGUGUGUGUGUGUGUGUGUGUGUUCAGAGUGGUGACCCCUGGAUUUGGGGGAUGGUUUGA
Effrenium voratum is the source of this 2625-nucleotide messenger RNA. The record is from the annotation of a GenBank genome assembly. Lineage: Eukaryota; Dinophyceae; Suessiales; Symbiodiniaceae.